Molecule: messenger RNA, 787 nt
Organism: Zingiber officinale
Lineage: Eukaryota; Viridiplantae; Streptophyta; Magnoliopsida; Zingiberales; Zingiberaceae
Product: histone H2A variant 1-like
Exons: 4
Coding region: 1-654 (217 amino acids)
Cellular component (GO): nucleosome
Molecular function (GO): protein heterodimerization activity; structural constituent of chromatin; DNA binding
Source: RefSeq, a predicted model, not a curated record
AUGGCUUGCUGCGUCAACUUAUCCUCCAAAUGGGCAAAAGAGCUGUUUCGGACUGGACCACCCCAAUUGACAGCAUUCGUUCCAUCAAAUAUUCUGAUAUUUUCCAUUGUUGUCCCAACCAAAAUAAAAAAUAAAAAAAAAACGCCAGAAAUUUCAUCCGACUUAUCCAAAAAUGUGACCGACUUCAUUUUGACUCCAUUCCUUACCCUGCCUCGCCCGCAGAGAUCAGGGCGCGAGAUCACCAAGUGGGAUGCUGGAAAGGGAGGGAAAGGGCUCGUUGCGACGAAGACGACCGCGGCGAACAAGGACAAGGACAAGAAGAAGCCUGUCUCCCGAUCUGCACGAGCCGGUUUGCAGUUCCCUGUUGGUCGAAUUCAUCGUCAACUGAAGACAAGAAUUCAAGCUAAUGGCCGAGUUGGAGCAACUGCAGCUGUGUACUCGGCGGCAAUAUUGGAGUACUUAACAGCGGAAGUAUUGGAGCUUGCCGGGAAUGCAAGUAAGGAUCUGAAGGUGAAACGUAUCACUCCGCGCCACCUUCAGCUAGCAAUUCGAGGGGAUGAGGAGCUUGAUACCCUUAUUAAGGGCACGAUUGCUGGUGGCGGAGUCAUCCCUCACAUCCAUAAGUCUCUCAUUAACAAGUCUACUAAAGAAUGAUUAUGUUUAAUUUUCAUGGAUUUAAAGUUUAUGGCUAUGUAAACCUGAUCAGACCAGUGAUUUUGUUGUUCUGAUUAUGAAACUGUAUACCUUAUGAGGGGUAAAUGUGAAACUGUGGGCGUCAAUUUGAACA